Messenger RNA from Corapipo altera (White-ruffed manakin), 927 nucleotides. Its product is annotated as transmembrane protein 198-like. The record is from RefSeq and is a predicted model, not a curated record. Lineage: Eukaryota; Metazoa; Chordata; Aves; Passeriformes; Pipridae. Bases 1 to 927 code for a protein of 308 amino acids. Gene Ontology annotation, cellular component: plasma membrane; vesicle membrane. The transcript is spliced from 3 exons.
AUGGAUCCCGGCGCUCCCCCCGCGGAGCCCCGCUGUGCCCUCGGGCCCCGGGGACCCCUCGAGCCCGUCCCGGCCGCGCUCUGCGCCCUCGGGGCGCUCCUGGGCCUCGGCUGCGGCUGCUUCGGCUACCGCUGCUUCAGGGCCGUCAUGUUCCUCUCGGGGCUGUUCUUCGGCUCCGCCGUCAUCUUCCUCCUGUGCCACCGGGAGCGCGUCCUGGGGUCCCCCCUGAGCCUGGAGGCGAGCGCGGGCAUCGCGCUGGGCAUCGGGCUGCUCUGCGGGCUCCUCACGGCGCUGCUGCGCAGCGUGGGGCUCUUCACCACGGGGCUGCUGCUGGGGCUGCUGGUGGCCGCGGCCGCGCUGGCCGCGCUGGCCCCGGCGGAGCCCCCGGGCAGCCCCUGGGUGGGCGCGGGGGUGGCGCUGGGGCUGGCGCUGCUCGGGGCUCUCUCCGCGCUGCGCUGGCCCCGCGCCCUCACCGUGCUGGGCACGGGCGUGGGGGGCGCGGCCGCCCUGGUGGUCUGCGCCGAUUAUUUCGCCGAGGGGGCGGCGCUGGUGGGGUUCGCGCUGGCCCGGCUGCGGGGGGCGCCGGGGGGGCCGCUCUGCUGGCCCGGGUGGGCGCUGCUCGGAGCGUGGCCCGCGCUCAGUGUCACCGCGGUGCUGCUGCAGUGGAAGGUGACGGCCGGAGGGGCACCGAGGGGACACGCCCUCAGCCGGCGGCAGAAGCGCCUCCGGCACAAGGAGCCCAAAGCCCCCCCCGGGGGUCCCCCUCGCCGCCAGCCGCCCCCACCCCAGCGCUGCACGGACACCCCGAGCCCCGGGGACCCCCGAGACCCCCCGAGCACCGCCUGGAGCCUGCGGGACCGGCAGCCGGACAGCGGGACCCCGCCGGGACCCCCCGACUUCACCACCCCGCCCCGACACCGCCUCUGA